GGUUAGAAAAAUCUUUAAAACAAAAAAUAUUUAAGAAAAUGUUGUAUAAAAUUAUAUAAAAUAUUAUAAAAUAAAAUAUUCAAAUAUUAAACAAACAUGUUUCGACAGCUAUUUAGGGCCUUAGAGCCUCUCAAAAACAGUCUCACCCGCACGGUAGGAGGUGCUGGCAGUGCUUUCGAACGUAACUGUGUGUCGAAGGAGCAGCAGCUGACUGAAGCUUUGAAGAAAGCUAUACCGGGGAUCACUUAUGUGAGCGUUGAAGACAUAUCUGGUGGCUGUGGAGCUAUGUUUGAGAUUAGCAUUGAAGCCAAAGAGUUUGUUGGCUUGUCCAGGGUGAAGCAGCAUAGACUUGUUACAGAAUCCCUAAAAAGUGAAAUAGCUGAAAUGCAUGGUAUUAGAAUACACACAAAUCCGUCUAAAGUUGACAAUUAAUACUGUGUCUUUUGUUAAGGUCCAUUCUAUAGUUACAUGAUUGUAAGUAACUAUAUACAUUACUCUAUCAUUUUUGGACAUUAAAAAUGCUAGGGUGAUGUUAUUAUCUUUCAUUAAGUACACAGAGUCUUGUGGAUCAAGUGUGCACAUUUAAACUUUGAUACUUUAAAAAACUUAAAUAUUAUUAGUACAAUGAAACAAAACUACGUCAAUUUGUAAGCCUGUUUAUUUGUGAGCAACUUAAACACAACAAUUGUAUUUUUCAGUAGCUUAUAUUGAAACUUUAGAAAACAAUAACCCUUACAUUUGCGCACUUUUGCCCCAGUAUCGGGGUAUGUGUACGCAGCACUUUGGGUAAGUGUACGCAACAACAAAAUAUUUAAAUAUUUUAGAACAUAAAGAAUAUUCUUUUAUAAUUUUUAUUUGUAACAACUCAUAGUUACUUAAAGUAAGGAACAAAAUCGUCAAAUCAAAAUAUUAUGAUAAAUAUUU
This is a messenger RNA of Aricia agestis (brown argus), 924 nucleotides long. RefSeq names its product bolA-like protein 3. Bases 97 to 432 code for a protein of 111 amino acids. NCBI's taxonomy places the organism in Eukaryota, Metazoa, Arthropoda, Insecta, Lepidoptera, Lycaenidae. The record is from RefSeq and is a predicted model, not a curated record. The transcript is spliced from 3 exons.